This is a messenger RNA of Aspergillus bombycis, 1026 nucleotides long. Its product is annotated as tyrosinase family protein. The transcript has 4 exons. Bases 1 to 1026 code for a protein of 341 amino acids. The record is from RefSeq and is a predicted model, not a curated record. Gene Ontology annotation, molecular function: oxidoreductase activity. Lineage: Eukaryota; Fungi; Ascomycota; Eurotiomycetes; Eurotiales; Aspergillaceae.
AUGAAAUAUUCCAUCUUCAGCGCGGCACUGGCUCUGGCAGUCAGUGUGUCUGCUGCUGCUUUCCCAAAAGUGUCGUCUAACGUCGACAAACGUGAAACUGCCAGCCAGAUAAUCCCCGAGUACUUCACUGGUAGCUGCAGCAAAGAGAAGAUGACCAUCCGUAAGGAGUGGCGCCAUCUGACUGCAAACCAGCAGAACAAAUUCCUCGAUGCCGUGCAAUGCCUGAUGGACAAGCCUGCCAAAUCCGGUCUGACGGCUACUACCAGCCGGUUCAGUGACCUUCAAGCUCUUCACCGUGGAAUGACCAAUACUGCAUACGCGGAUAUCAUUCACCAUGUUGGCCAAUUCCUCCCGUGGCACCGCUACUACAUGCACAUUUACGAGACAUUACUCCGAGAUGAGUGCAGUUAUACUGGCCCCAUACCGUGGUGGGACGAACAGAAGGACGCCGACAGCGGUAAUAUGUGGCAGUCAUCCAUGUGGGGACCAGAUGCCUUCGGCGGAAAUGGUACCGGAUCAGACCUAUGCGUGACUGACGGUCGUUUCGCCAACUACACCUUGCACAUUGGUCCUGGCGACGAAGACACCGACUAUUGUCUGCGCCGUGCAUGGGACAACGAGAACGCGAUUGCCAAUGCGAACAGCACCGCUCUCAACAACUGUAACGCUUACAACACUUUCUCGCCCUGGUGGGAUUGCAUUUCCAACAUUCCCCAUAAGGGUGUGCACACCUACAUCGGCGGUGUGAUGGCCGAUAUUAAGUCCUCCCCCGGUGACCCAAUUUUCUUCAUGCAUCACAUGUACAUCGACCGUGUUUGGUGGAAGUGGCAGAAGGAGGAUCCUAUCAACCGUCUCUACGAUAUCAGCGGUCCUACCUUGAACCAUACUGCCAAUGUCGAACCUGCCGGUGGCUGGCAGAAUGCAACCCUUCACUAUGAGUUGUCGUCCUUCAACAUCAAACCUAAUGUUACUAUUGGGCAGGUUAUGAACACCCAGGGUGGAUACCUUUGCUACGGGUAUGAUUAA